Messenger RNA from Diprion similis, 3294 nucleotides. RefSeq lists its product as uncharacterized. The record is from RefSeq and is a predicted model, not a curated record. Gene Ontology annotation, molecular function: RNA polymerase II transcription regulatory region sequence-specific DNA binding; DNA-binding transcription factor activity, RNA polymerase II-specific. NCBI's taxonomy places the organism in Eukaryota, Metazoa, Arthropoda, Insecta, Hymenoptera, Diprionidae. Gene Ontology annotation, biological process: nucleosome assembly; regulation of transcription by RNA polymerase II. The transcript has 2 exons. The coding region runs from base 331 to 3252 and encodes 973 amino acids. Gene Ontology annotation, cellular component: nucleosome; nucleus.
UUAAAAUGACAAGUCAAGACUUUACCAGCGAUUAAGGGAUAACCGUUUAAUAUUGACAUCGUAUAUCUGAACUGCAUUCUGCGGAUUAGAGGAAUAUGCACAUUCUUCAUUAAUCAAUUACAGCAGUAAACUAGAACGAAGGUGGAUACACAUUCAACAGCAGGAACUGUUUCGGUUCCCUCCAAUGUCGACGAGUAAUUUAAACAAGUUAAGAGUGGUAUCUUUGUCGUCAAAAGUAUGCAGGGAUUAAAUAAUGAGACAGAGUUGUUAAUACAUGCAACCUGAGAACCAGGUGAUCGGGCUCCUUUGCUGAGUGACAAAACAGCAACAAUGGGUGAUCGGCAGAGACUUGUCGGACAUAUAAAACCCUCAGAGGUACAAAAAACUUACUCUAGACAAAAACCAGUCGCUCCUAAAAAAGUAAGAGUCCUUCCUCAGUGCACUCUUAAAGAUAUGGUAUACACAGCCUUGGAGACAUCAUCUAAUCUGAGAGGACUCGGACCCAGGGAUAUAAAGAAGUAUAUCGAUGUAAAUUACGAUAUAAGUCUUGACUCUCAGCACAUUCUCAAGGCUAUACAAGCAGGCAUUGCCAGUGGUGAAGUAUUACAAAUCAAAAGAAUUGGAUCAAGAGUUCCUGUCAGACGCUACAGGUUGUCGAAAUGCAUAAAACCAAAUGUUCAACGUGCAGUACAGAAGAAUGAGGCGUCAGUACCCUCAUUGUCAGUAAAAUCUGCAAAUGUUAAUGAACAAAGAAAAAAGACAACAACUGAUUCUGAAGCCAUGGAUAAAAUGAUGUUCAGUAAGAUUAAAAUGGAGACUGACAAAGAAUUGAAGCUGACUCAGGCUGUUGGUCGCAAUGUUUCUUUGGUAGACAAUUGGUCUGAGAUUGACUCGCUAAAAUAUGUGCAACCUGUAAAUGCUCAGCAACCAAGACCCAUUGAUCAGAUGAUAAAUGCACAGCCCGUAAAUGUUCAGAAACUGGAAUCCAAAGUCCAGACAAAAGAUUGUACAAAAUUAUUCAACACAGGUUCAAAUGCUAUUGAUGCAGCUGAAAUAGAUUCCAUGAUAUUACAAUCUCUGAAUUCACCGCCAAAUUCAAGCGGCAUUCUCCUCAACGAGAUAGUUGAAUUUGUCAGCAAACAUUAUGGUAUUGAUGGUCAGCGUUCGUUACCAUACAUUCAGGGGUAUCUGAAAUACAGUGUUAAGAAAGGAGUUCUGUUUAAAAACGGCGAUAGGUAUAAAAAGACUUGCACUAUGGGCAAUAUUGAUUCAUACUCAUCUACACAAAAACAAACUGCAUGUAAUAUCGUUGAUAUAACUUCGAUUCAAGAAACAGGUGUUCACAUUCAACUGGCAAGUGAUUCAGUAAAUUCUCCUGCAAAUGCCAUUUACUUACCAGAAUUUAAAUUAGAACCAGAGGACAGAGUAAUCGAAUCAAGUUCAGAACCAUUAUUGGAUGGCAAACAAUCGCAACUAGUUAGGACUAAUAAUGUCAUUCAGUCAACCAAUAAAAACCUAAGGGCAGCAAAUAUUACAAAAUGCAAAUAUCAGGUGAAAAGUAAGAAUUUGCCAUUGAGGCAUUGUGUUGCUACUAUUGAAUCAGUAAAAAAGAAAUCACUCACAGGUAUUGCAGCACAAUGCAAUAUUCAACUGGGUAAAAAAAAGCUGGAACAAUUUACUGGUGUCAAUAUUAUGUCGGCACAGUUUAUCGAAGUAGAAGACUUAUUCAUCAAACAAGAAUUGGCGGAUGAAGAAGCAAAUGUAGAAUCCUUCGCUUCAUUUGGAGAAGAUGGAAUGAUGGUUGAAAAUUGGAAAGGAUACAGCAAUACUAAGAUUGAACAGGCUUCAUCAGACAACAGAAACUACAAACAGAGUGCAGACAAAUUUCGUUCUGCAAAACAUGAUGAUUUUCAACAACGGCAAAAGAAAAAUACUUCAAAAUCUUCAUUCAAAAUGAGUGAAAAACCUUUAUUUACACCAGAAAUGUUGGAAAUGAUAAGUAACUUCAACCCUCACAGUAUUUCCAAAGAGUCAAUGUUCAGUAUAGAUGAAAUACGUGAAUAUAUCUCUUGGUGUCCAAUGUCAUUUGUAGAUAAUCAAGACGCGUCAAUGGCAGAUCUCUUCUGGGAACAGAUUGAAAGGGAGGAUAAUGUUUCGUGCUUGAGGCUAACAAACAAUGAAAUUACAAGUAGCGAUAGUCUGGAUUGCAGCGCGUGCGGAUUCCAGUUGAAAUUUGGGGUAUCAUACUGCAAUACCUGUCUUCUGCAAGUUGAAAAUACUAUGAGAAAUUGUAACAUUUGCCACCUGAUUUGCAACCGCGGGGAUGUUUUUUACAAACACUUUAUAUGGGAGCAUACACCGCUGUUGCAUGAAAUAAAUCAAAUUCCUCCAUCUCCAGUCAUUGAUAAUAUACAAAAAUUAUUGAAUGCAAUAGUUAAAAACAAACUGUUUCGAUGCAAUCUCUGUGCUUUUUCGACAAAUAGAAUACGUGUGUUUGACGCUCACUUAAUUGAUUAUCAUACUUCAAAACAGACUGUAUUUCCCCAACUACCAGAAGUAUCCGAACCUGAAAACGUGUUCAUCUUUCGAGAUGAAAUCACAAACACUUGCUGUCACAAAUGUAAGGAAUGCGAUUUCAUGUGUAACAGAAGAGAAUUUAUGGUUCAACACAUUCUUGAUGGACAUAUUAUUGGGGAGAAUGAAUCUUAUGAGGACUGGUUCUUCAGAAUUAGCAAUUACGAAGAAAGGAUGAUUAAGCAGAAACCUAGAAGAGAUGCGGGAGAUUUGAAAAUUUAUUCUGGUCUCUGCGAGGUCUGUGGAAAAUUUUUCAAUAAUGUGUUAAAUCACAUGGAACGGCAUCGUCCAAAUCUAAAACAGAAUCAUGUUCCGGAUCCAGACAACAUUGAACUAAGUGCUGUAAAAGAAUCAACGUCAUUGACUAAUGGUGUACUUACAUACUCCAAGCAGCCAAGGAAGAAGAAAAAGUCACUUAAUCCAGUUUUAUGUUAUAUCUGCGGAAAGAUUUUGUGUGGUACACACACGUUUCACCAGCACAUGCGUAUCCACACUACUGUGAUGUAUGACUGCAAUGUAUGUGGAAAACAGUUCAAUAGACAUAGUAACCUGAUUACACAUAGGCGGGUUCACACGCGUGAAAAGCCAUUUGAAUGCGAUAUAUGCAAGAUGGUAUUUGGAUAUAAAUGCAGUAUCAAGGGACACAUUGAAAAUGUCCAUUCGGAAACCGUUAAGUAAAGAUAAAUUGUCGCUCAUUUAUUAAUAUCAACAUGGCCAUGA